UCAAAUUCUUUAAUAAUGGGGAUCCUUGCGUCUGUGUUCGGUCCUAAAGACCCAAGGACGCCCGUCAGAGAUCCACUGCUACGAGUAAAGAACGUAUUUGCUCGGCACUUCAAGGGAAUAAUUGGUGUUUUAAUUCCACUUGUUGCGUUAUCAUGGCAGCCUGAGAAAGGACAAAACGAUAUAACAGUGAUGUGUAUGUGGUUUAUGAUGUUCUGGUUUUUAAUGUGGCAGCCAGUAAGUGUACCCGUAGUGGGUCUGAUACCACUAUUCCUUUUACCCAUGUCUGGAGUGAUGUCUUCGCCUGAUGUUUGCAGUAGUUAUUUCAAUGAUAGUGUUUGCCUAUUCGUAUUGUCUGGUAUGGUUUUGCUUCUCCUGAAUAUUUCGGGUUUUGACAGGCGUUUCGCAUUAUGGCUGCUCUGUUCGGGUGAUAAUUGUCAGUUCUCUGGAAAGCGAAUCGUGUUCAAAUCGAGUGUUGCUGCAUUUGUGAUGUCCAUGUUUAGCAACCGACUGAUAGCAUGUUCUGCGAUAACGCAGUACUUGACACCGGCGUACGUUAAUUUGCAGUCCUACACCGCCCGGUACAGGGCUACGGAGCCAAACUAUGACACUAUGCGACAUAUAGUACUUAACGCAGUGCAAACAUCGUCGUCAAUAGGGAGCACAGCCAUUCUUCAUUCCUCAUAUACGAUUGUUGCUAUGCGUGCUAUGUUCUCUGAACAAGACAAGAAAUUAGUCUUUCCUGAUAUAUUCAACUAUUUGCAGUACACCGUGUUUGCUUUUCCAACUGCUUUUUUCAUGUUCAUAUUAAACGUUUGCUAUCACAUGCUACUAAUUAAUUGGCUGAUUGGCAAACCAAUGAGUGCGAGCAGUAUGACAGAAUUCCGUAAUUCAAUAUUAAAAAAUAAGAACAGCAUACCGAAGAGAGCUACACCCCAUGAAAAAAUGACGGUCUUAUUUGCCAUACUCUAUCUGAUCGCUGUUAUGUUCCGUUGGAGUAGAUGGACUGGAGCUUCGUGGGCCAAGAAUAAGACCCUUCCGAACAACGAGAAUCUACCGAUGGUAAAGGAUGCAUCAGUAGCUGCAGUUUUCUUAUUGCUUAUACACGUUAUUCCAAGAACAUGUGGAUGGAUGAAAAUACUACAAGCUGAAAAAAAAAGUGAAUGUGGUUCACUGAAACCCGAUUCCGCAUUAAUGUUCUGGCGAUUUGUUGACAAGAAUACAAACUAUGGAUAUAUUAUUCUGAUUGGAUCAGGUGUCGCUCUAGUCCGGGCCAUUAAAGCCGCAAAUGGUUAUCCGAAGUGUUUCAAUUUCUAUGAGAAGCUAAUGGAUUCUAAGACCAAUUGGAAUAAUCAGAUGGCAUUGAUUGCAGUUAUUGCCUCUAUAGGUCCCAAUAUAAUUUCUGGAGUCGGAUCGCUUAUUUCUUUUCUGCCGUUGGUUUUGAGCAUUAGAGGCGAGGGUGAAGACGCGGAAAGUCCUUGGAAACAGAACAGAUAUGCAGCAGUACUGGCUGCUGGAAUGGGAUCAUCUUUUGGAUUUAUGUUGCCGUUUUUAUACACACCAGCCUACUUUUGCCACUACACGGGAAAAGUACCGUUAAAAAAGAUGAUAUUGUAUUCCAUCGGUACACUGAUUAUAUGCGCAAUAGUCUUGUGGGUGGCGACAUGUUUUUGGGCACCUAUUGUGUGGCAGCCUACCGCAGACGGCUUCGAAGGAGUAGUUGUGGUUGAAGGCGGCGCAGAUGCAGGUGGAGGCGAUGCUGGUGGCGGUGGUGACGAAGGUGGCGGUGAUGAACCGGAACCUUAGUCUUACAACUUUUGUCCGGUUGUCUCGCAUUUGUGCCCGAUUGUCGACACUCGACUGUCAUAAUUUUAUUUAGUGUUAUUCGGAGAGUACUUUAUUUUUUUAGUUGUCAUAUACUCCGUAUAAGGCCCAGAACACACAGUGAAACGCAACUGCAACGAAACCCUUUUGAAAUUAUUGAUUUGAAACCAGUAUCAACCAUUUUUCACACACGCUGCAACCACAAUCAUUUCGGUUUAGUUGAGAACAGACGUCUGCAAAAUGAGUUCGAGUGACGAAGAAAUUGUGGUUAUGUAUUUGUAUCUUCGACAAAGAAGAAGGCGCAAAAGGAGAACUAUGUGGAUACAUCCCUACAUCGAGAAGAAUAUCAACUUUCUGCCCAUGCUUUAUCAGUCUCCGUCUUAGAGAGUAGCUUGAUAGUGUGGUAUUAUACAAGCAAGGAUACUUUUCCACUUUUAACACAAAUGUAAUGUUUUUUUGAUAGUCGUCAGCCAUUUUGUACAAAAGAAGCCAAAUCCGAUGAAUGAAACGCAACGCGAGUUUCCUGCACGACGGUUUCAAUGCGACUGAUUUGAAACGCGUUUCAAACCGGUUAGAAACUGGUCGCGUCAUGUGUGGUCUCUCAAAGGAAUCUAUGGCAGAAACAUUUAUGCAACUCAAAAGUAACUAGAAGUUGCAAUUUCGUUGCAGUUUCGUUUCACCGUGUGUUCUGGGCCUAAGAGUUACGUUGCAAACUCUGGAAAUUAUCAACAGGCAACAUACAUAAAAGUAGUGUCUAUAAUGUGUUAAUUUUUGUUAUGGCUUACCAUUUAAUAAUAAAUAGGUUGUGAUAAAGCUAAGUAUAAAGCAGAUUAUGGAUAAAUCAAAUCGGACGGUGCAAAUUCAUUUGAUACUGUAGAAAUAGAGAAUGUAAUGGGAAAUUUAUUCCAAACAAUAUUUGCUAUUAAAACUUUAAAAAUAGCUUAAUUUUCAAUUAUUAAAACUGUAGGCUUAUUUAUAUUGAAUAUACUUAUUUCUGCGAUGUAUCUUAUGAGUCAGGCGAAUAUUUGCCUUCAUUAUGACUUCAGGCUGCUUAAACUGCUUACUUAAUUUACUGCAACAUAUUAUGUAUCAAAACACUAAUUUAGGAAUAUAACAGUUUGUAAGGCUUUGUGCUAUUUGAUAUUGGUCUAAACUUUUAAUUGUAAUAAAGAUUAUAAGUAGAAAAUAUAAUUUUCAAUUAAUAAAAUUAUAAACCAUA
This is a messenger RNA of Pieris napi, 3040 nucleotides long. RefSeq names its product sodium-dependent high-affinity dicarboxylate transporter 3-like. The transcript is spliced from 16 exons. Gene Ontology annotation, biological process: citrate transport; monoatomic anion transmembrane transport. Gene Ontology annotation, cellular component: membrane. Lineage: Eukaryota; Metazoa; Arthropoda; Insecta; Lepidoptera; Pieridae. Gene Ontology annotation, molecular function: citrate transmembrane transporter activity; succinate transmembrane transporter activity. Bases 16 to 1803 code for a protein of 595 amino acids. The record is from RefSeq and is a predicted model, not a curated record.